Molecule: messenger RNA, 1452 nt
Organism: Acanthochromis polyacanthus (spiny chromis)
Lineage: Eukaryota; Metazoa; Chordata; Actinopteri; Pomacentridae
Product: CMP-N-acetylneuraminate-beta-galactosamide-alpha-2,3-sialyltransferase 1-like
Exons: 6
Coding region: 1-948 (315 amino acids)
Molecular function (GO): beta-galactoside (CMP) alpha-2,3-sialyltransferase activity
Source: RefSeq, a predicted model, not a curated record
AUGAAGUUCAAAUUUAAGGUGUUUAUUUUACUGCUGUUUCUCACCGGGGUUAGUCUGUUCAUAAGAACCCACUUCAACUUAACUGUCUGGGUCCACUCUCAACAACAAAGCCCAUGUGCUUGUGAGAAGUGUUUAUCAGAAGAUAAGCUGAUGCUCCUGCACCGUUUCACCAGUUCUGUGGACCCAUUUUUGUCUGUGAACUACAACCUGUCAGAGGAUGCCUUCAACUGGUGGAAGCGCUUACAGAAUGAAAGGCGCAGCUUCAGCACCUAUAAAACAACAGUAGAGAGGCUGUUUCAGAUGUUCCCACCAACUCCAGAUCUAACAGAACCCAGCCCUGACCGCUGCAGGACUUGUGCUGUGGUGGGAAAUUCUGUUAAUUUACAGCGAUCACACUACGGACCUCUGAUAGAUUUCCAUGAUGUCGUCAUAAGAAUGAACUCUGGUCGUAUCAACGGCUAUGAGGAAGAUGUUGGGACCAGAACAACUCAUCGUGUCAUGUAUCCAGAGAGUGCCGUGGAUUUAGACAACACCACUCAUCUUGUGCUAUUUCCAUUUAAGAUACUGGAUCUUGAGUGGCUCAUCAUGGCCUUCACAACAGGAUUUACUGGAAAAUCAUAUGCGGCAGUAAAAUCCAAGGUUCAAGCUAACAAGGAUUUGGUAAUGGUGGUCAAUCCAGCCUUCAUGAGGUAUGUUCAUGACAUCUGGCUGGAUAAAAAGGGCGGGUAUCCAUCCACUGGCUUUAUGGCUUUGGUUCUUGCGCUGCACAUCUGUGAUCAGGUCCGUGUGUUUGGUUUUGGUGCAGACAGUGAUGGAAACUGGAGCCAUUACUGGGAGAAGCUUAAAAAUAAAAAGUUACGAACUGGACAGCAUCCUGGAAAGCAUGAGUAUGACAUUAUCCAGCAGUUGGCUGAGGAACAAAAAAUCCAUUUUUUUACUGGGCACUGAUCUUUUAUCAUUUAAAGUUAAAUAUACAAGUGAUUCUAUUGAGACUAUAGGAACUGAUUCAGUGGAAUGAACGAAUAUUACUGUCAAUCCUGUACAAAGAAGGGCACAUGUGCUAAGCUGCUGCGCUAAAAUUUUUCCAUGUGCUUUUAUUGUUUGUGUUGUUCCUCUCUAUUACAGAGAAAAAAAUACAAAUAUUUUCUUUUUAUUAUCUUCUUUAAUGCUUGUCCAGGUUGUUUUCUCCUGACUAGAUCUUUGCUUGUGUUGUAUCUACUCUCAGAUGUACGUUGCUUUGGAAAUCAGCGUCUGUAAAUGAAAUUAUAGAAUCAAUGUGUAAGUGAAAUUUUUUUUAAAACGGGAGGAGGUGGGGAUCAUGGUAGUGGUGAGCUGAAUUAUAACAAAAGGUGACUUGUAUGAUAACUAAAAACAAAGGCACUGUAUUUAACUUGUGUGAUAUGACCUCUGUGGAAAUGUUCUGUCUGCACAAAUAAAUGAAAACAAAAAUGG